AUGACACAAGAGAUACGUAUUGUGGCCAUUGUAGGCUGUGGCGUGAUUGGUAUGGGAUGGGCAGUUCUAUUCCUUUCAAGAGGUUUGAAGGUCAUCAUCUCUGAUCCCGCUGAAGGAGCGGAAGAUGCCCUGAAGCGAUAUUUCGAGCAGUCACGGUCCUACCUGGAAGGUUAUGGAGACUAUGAUAAGCUUAUCUCCAACUAUGAGUUUGUUCAUGAUAUCGUUCCAAGGCUAGCUGAAGCGGAUUUUAUUCAAGAGAAUGGACCUGAGAGGCUGCAGUUCAAGAGAGACCUUAUCGAGACAUUGGACAAACACGCUCGACCAGGCGUUGUGAUCGCUUCGUCUUCGUCAGGUCUACCGUCUUCGGAAUUUAUCCAGCAGUGCAACCAGGAUCCUACCCGUAUCCUGAUCGGGCAUCCCUUCAACCCACCGCAUCUAAUUCCCCUAGUCGAAGUAGUUCCCCACCCGAAAACAAGCAGUCAAUCUGUCAAUACCACAUUAGGCUUUUAUAAGUCUGUUGGGAAAAGACCCAUCCUGCUUCAUCACGAAGUCCCAGGAUUCGUAUCGAACCGCCUUCAAGCCGCAAUCAACAAUGAAGCAUAUAGUCUCAUUAGUAGGGGUAUCGUCUCGGCAGAAGAUUUAGAUGCAGCUGUUUCAUCUGGGCCUGGACUUCGCUGGGCUCUCACGGGGCCAAUUGCUACGAAUGCUCUGGGUGGUGGAGGGGGACCUGACGGUUUUGCACAGCGCAUGGAAAGGCUAGGACCAGCGAUUCGAAGCUGGGAGGAUGAUAUUCUGGAGCAUAGGUUUAAUUGGAGUCAAGACAGCACAUUGGCUCUUCAGGAGAGUGUAAACAAGAGUUUGGGGUCUGUUGACUGGAAUAGAAUGGUCGAAGAACGAGACUUGGUACUCCUCCAACUCCUGGCCGCGAAGGAGAAGACAACGUCGAUGGGUAGAAGCACAUAG
Molecule: messenger RNA, 963 nt
Organism: Fusarium redolens
Lineage: Eukaryota; Fungi; Ascomycota; Sordariomycetes; Hypocreales; Nectriaceae
Exons: 2
Coding region: 1-963 (320 amino acids)
Biological process (GO): fatty acid metabolic process
Molecular function (GO): oxidoreductase activity, acting on the CH-OH group of donors, NAD or NADP as acceptor; NAD+ binding
Source: RefSeq, a predicted model, not a curated record